This is a messenger RNA of Cladocopium goreaui, 570 nucleotides long. The record is from the annotation of a GenBank genome assembly. NCBI's taxonomy places the organism in Eukaryota, Dinophyceae, Suessiales, Symbiodiniaceae.
AUGGGCUUUCUACCUGGGGGUACCCCUAAAUCAUCCAAGUUAUCAGAGUAUUUUAGCAACGAAACCCAUGGUGACUUGGGGAUCCCCCAUAGGAACCCCAGCCGUCGCAGAGUUGGCUUGUUGCUUGAGGAAUUUCUCUAUGCCUUCCACAGUGGGAUCGAAGCAUUGGCGGGGUCCCUGCUGGUGAUCCGUGGCCGUGGUGCCAUGGACACAUUGCAGGAGAGUAGCCCUCGCGCACGGCUCUACCGACGCUGGCACGGCUGCGGUCUACUAGGCUUGAGCAGUCUGGGCCUGCUGGUUCUUCUGAAUGGAAAGGUUCAUGACAGUUCCACGUGGCUCAGUUGCAGUUGGAAGCCCUUUCUCGAGUUGUAUUGGGUGCAGAAGUCGCUGAUCUCUGCCGCGCUGAGCCUGUUUCACGCCGGUGCCACGGGGGUUCACUUCCUGGCUGUGGCUGAAAGUGAUGUGGGACGGCCAAAGGAUGCAAUCAGUUUGAAGGAAGAAGCUGCGAUGUCCCCUCACCUGCUGUUGACGGUCGGCUUUGCAGCGCAUGCAGCAGGAAUGAUGAAAUGA